Molecule: messenger RNA, 3736 nt
Organism: Ciona intestinalis (vase tunicate)
Lineage: Eukaryota; Metazoa; Chordata; Ascidiacea; Phlebobranchia; Cionidae
Source: RefSeq, a predicted model, not a curated record
ACCUCACCCAUAUAGAAUAGAAUGUGUAUAUACAAUGUUGGGGUAAUAGGCCAACUCUGGCCUAAAUCCCAGGUCCAAUGGCGUACCUCACUGUAGAACCUCACCCAUAUAGAAUACAAAAUAAACAAACCAACCACACUGUUAAUCCAGGUUCUAUUAUCUUCAAUAAGCGACAGGAAGUUCAAUAAAUCAAAAGAUUAUUAAGUUUUUAACAUUCAACAAAAACUACAUAAACUGACACCUAUUGUGUAAGAAAGUUCUAAUUAAUCAAAGUAUUGAAAAGUUCAACAUAUUUACGGAAGCAAAACUUAUACAAUCGCUCGCAAAGUUGACAUCUGGUAUUAUUAGUUAUUGUCAAAGUAAUUCUAUUCAAAUAAGAGACUGAUGAUGUUGGUUAUUGGUGGGAUGUAUCUUUAGUACGGCGUUAGUAGGACUUGAAUUUUGUUUGCUGCAUAUUUAGUAGCACUUGGUUGUAUUUUGUUAUGGUUCAACGAGAAUCGUCCAACAAUGUGAUUGCUAGAUCACGUUCACGCAACAUAUCAUAGUUGAUCGUAUAUACGUGAUGUUUAGUAAGUUUGAGCGCAAUAACUACAUUUUACUUAUGGCGUGUUAGAAGGGAAUUGUUUUGGUGUAAAAGCUCCUGGUAUACAAAUAAUCGCAACAUUUAUUGUAACCUACGUUUUGUCUGCCACACGACGGUGUAUAAUUUAUACCAAAAGAUACAAUCAUAAUCUGUCUUGUAGCAGCAGAAUAUAAUACCCACUUUGUCGUUGCUUUUCGCCAUUUUUGUAUAAAUAUAAUGUUCGUUAUCGAUGCCGUAUAUAAUUGUUAUUUGUUACAUGUGCAGAUCAAUGUGUUAGUAAGAUACAUACGAAUGAUAGAUUGUAAUCUACCAAGAACCAUAUGCUGUGUAAAAACGGAUUUUCUACACAAGAGAUAACUUGGAAUAACGUUAGCCACGCGGAAGUAUAAAUUACAUCAUCGGGUCGAUAAUCUGGGAAGGUUUGGAAGUAUUGACUCUUAUAAUGGUGGAGAAUAGAUUGCGGAAUAUUUCAUCUAGCGGGAAUAGGUCGGGACACAAGCAACCGCUGACAGGCGGUAGAGCGAGCAGUAAUGAUUGGAGUAAAACAAGAGAGUCGAAGAAAAAAGGAAAGUUUGGUAAAAACGAGAGAGGGAGGGUGAUGACUUCGAGACUUCUGAUGAUGGCUUCUGCGGUGUGGUGGUGUUAUAAUCUUGAUAAUUGUGUGAAAGUGAACGCUGUGGAUCAGAUAUGUCCACCAGAUUGUGACUGCUAUGAUGAAUUCAAGGAGGUUUACUGUGAAGCGAGGGCACUGAGAUCUAUACCGUCAGAAAUCCCGUUCUCCGUAAACUCUCUCAGUCUUGGUAACAACAAUAUACGGGAAUUACAAAGAAAUUCAUUUCGUCAAAUACCUGGACUUGAGACUUUACGUUUGAAUGGAAACCAUAUACGAGACAUCCCAAGAAACGCCUUCUAUGGUUUGAAAAAGCUAAGAAGACUUGAUUUGUCCACGAACCGCCUAACCCACAUACCAACCGAGGCUAUGGCUCAGUUAGUAAGCAUACAGGAGAUAUCGUUAAGAGGGAACCCUAUCACUGAGAUCGUGGGGUAUGAGUUCAUACAAAUACGAGCAACAUUACGUAGUUUAGAUGUUGGCGAACUGAGACAUUUGAAAUAUUUAUCGAAUCAAGCGUUGGCAGGAUUGGACAAUCUUCAGGCUCUAAGCAUGGACUCGUGUGGUUUAAACGACAUGCCGACUGUGCGACCACUAACCAACAUACGAACCCUCAACCUUGCUAACAACCGAAUAUCCAUAUUGGAUUCAAACUCAUUAAAAGGGCUGCGAAAGUUGUCCAACUUCCACAUGGAAUACGGGGCGCUUGCAACUGUUGCAAAUGAUGCAUUCAACGAUCUAGUUUCGUUGGAGAUUUUAAAUUUAUCCGGAAACAAUCUGACGUCACUUCCGUCUACCGUGUUCCGUUAUACAACGAGAUUGACGUCGUUAAAGUUGCAACGAAACCCAUGGUUAUGUAAUUGUGACCUAUUACCUUUGGCAGGGUUUCUAUCAGACAGCACCGCAUGCACUGACGGGUUGUGUGGAACUUGCAGAUACCCGCCCACUUAUCGGGGCUUACCACUUGCUAACCUCACACGUAUUAAUAACCCACCAUGUGCUGCUCUAAUUAUUGGGGAACAAACAAGUCCAAGCCUGAACGUGUCUGUCGGCGACAGCGUUCGUAUCCCAUGUCCCACUUUACCCCCAAACCACCGAACCAGCAAGGAGAGAAUCAAAUGGAAAACACCAAACGGAACUUCAAUAAGACACGGCCAAUACAAAGUCAGAAUCACGAUGCUUGGAAACGGUUCUCUCAACUUUACAAAAGUGACUUUAAAAGACAAAGGUCUAUACACAUGCUCUGUGUCAAAGUCUGGUAACGAGGUGGCCAAGUCUACUGUGUUCUUGAAUGUUACAAGUCAAACCAAUGUCUUAACACCUUCAUACUUUGCUACUGAAACAAGUGUAAGCAAAGCUACAAGGAAUAAUGUUCAAUAUCAAAACCCACGUCCAACACAACCAGCUUAUGUACCAAAACCAACUACAGCACAAAACAGCGUUGCUGUGCAAUGGAAACCAACCACAAGAAAAUCAAACUCUUUCGUUCCCAUUUUAUCCAAACCUGAAUCACCUGCUAGUACAACACCUUAUUAUAAACAGAAGGAAAUCCAACAAGACUCCAUGAAUGAAGUAAUGCGAACGACCAAGAUCAUCAUUGGUUGUUUUGUUGGCUUAACAUUAGUUGCUGCCAUCAUACUUCUUGCAUUCUACAAACUAAGAAAGAAGAAUUUCUCCCAACGCAGGGAACCUUAUGGUGAGAAUGAAAGCAGUGGGCGUGGCGGGCCAAGAACCAAUUGCGCGGAAGCAAACUUGAUUGACAGGCAAUUAACCAAUAACGUUGCUUGUCAAAGAAUAGAAGAACCAAUGAACCAUAUCAAUAACUCAACUCCCAUUAUGACAUCACCAACAGAAUCAAUGUGGAUGAUGACAUCACAAUCAAACAACAAUCAAAACAUCACCCUCCCCCAAACAGCGGUCCAUGUCCUCCCUCCACCACCCGAGGAAAUGUUUCCUCACAAUAAUACAACAAUAUCAUCUAUGACAUCACAGAACACAUCGGUGACAUCAUCGCUCUGUUACCCCACCUUGAGGAAGAAGCCAACAGCGACACCCAGUGUCCCGUCAAAGCAACUUCUAAGCAGCUUAGCGACUUCUUGUCGCCAGGUGGCGUUAGAGCGCCGAUCGGACGGUUACAAACUGGGGAGUGAAAUUAAAGGGCCGCAUAAAUCGUGCAACGACUUGAAACGAGCGUAUGACGGCUUUCCACCACUACAGGAUGAUGUUUCACGCAUGAGUGAUAUUGACUUCGCAACAGCAGGCAGAACGAACAUUAAGCCGACUGGGCACGCUCAAGUCAGGUCGCAGUGUUGCGCAACCACAGAGAAAAAUCCCAAUAAAGAUGCGAAGUCUGGAAGCACUGCUGGACCACAAAGAAACCGAGAUAUAAUUCACAAAGUUGGUUCAGUAAACCAUCGUCCCGACCAGCCAUGCGUGGCAUGUUUGCGCAACUAUGGAGUUAAAGGCACGCGCCUCACUGAGAAUUGAUGCCUUGUGUGCGUUUGUUGUAUAAGAAUGUUCACAUUACAAUGAGGAAAUUAAUA